UACCAGUAAAAAAGGUUGCAAUAAUUGUGCUUGGAUUGGAUUAAUCAGGUGACUGCUGCAGCAACGACCCAACUACUGUUGGACUUCUUCCCAAUUAGAGCAGCUAUACACUUUGGCACUGCGGGCGGCGCCGACAGUUCCCUGUCCGUGGGAAAUGUUGUCAUCCCAAUGCAGUUUUCUCAAACUGGAAUAUGGGACUGGCUGAAACCCAAGGUAGCAACACAUCCAGAUACUGAUGCUGCUGAGCUAGAGAUCGCAAGCUAUCACAUUCCCGCUGGCGGAUAUAAUCAGUUGGGUCUCGUGGCUUAUUGGAGUCAGUACUUCUUUUCCGAGACAGGAAAGCCUGAUACUCCUGAAAGAAAACUUUGGUUCGAGGCAUCCAAGAAUUUGCUGCAAAUCGCUUCCAUGCUAGAGGGAAUUGAGCUAAACCAGUGCCUAAACAAAGUUUGCCUCCCUCAAAAGCCUAAGCUAGUUCUUGGCGUCAACGGUACAACUGCCAACUUUUUUGUUGACAAUGCAGCUUACAGAGAUUUCCUCCACAAAACUUUUCAUGUUUCAUCCAUUGAUAUGGAGAGCACAGCAGUAAUCAUGACAUCCUUGUCGAAUGGCCACUCUGUGAUUGCCAUCCGCGGACUCUGUGAUCAGAACAAGGAGAGAAUUUGAGUGCAACUUAUGGGGCUAUAGCUGCAGCAAAUGUCGCGAUAACCGUUGUUGCAUUUGUUAAUAAAAUACCAUCACCUCGUUAAUUUCCGGCCAUAGCUGUGGCAGCUAUGUAUGUUCAGCUUGAUCAGGAGGAGCGCUGAAUCCAUCAAUGAAUAUGCUUCUAAUUAAUAAUUUGUCUAGAAAGAAUAAAUGAGCUUCAAGAAUAGAAGUCUGUUGAAGCAAGACGUUUUAUGUAAAAUGUACCACAAAAGUAUUGUGUGUUUCCUUGUUAAUUUGAAUGCAACGCAAUUCCUCCUA
Molecule: messenger RNA, 960 nt
Organism: Coffea eugenioides
Lineage: Eukaryota; Viridiplantae; Streptophyta; Magnoliopsida; Gentianales; Rubiaceae
Product: bark storage protein A-like
Exons: 4
Coding region: 169-663 (164 amino acids)
Biological process (GO): nucleoside metabolic process
Molecular function (GO): catalytic activity
Source: RefSeq, a predicted model, not a curated record